Phalacrocorax carbo (great cormorant) is the source of this 2872-nucleotide messenger RNA. The record is from RefSeq and is a predicted model, not a curated record. Lineage: Eukaryota; Metazoa; Chordata; Aves; Suliformes; Phalacrocoracidae.
CCCUGCUCGUCCCACCGCCGAGCCCAGGCCCGCGAUGGCGGGGACCCCCCCCCCCACCUCCUCCUGCACCCCACCCGGUGAGGGGGGGGUUGGGGGCCGUUCCCCAUAGCGGGGUGGGGGACACGGACAGACACGCGGGGCCGGUGGCGGGGGGCCGCAGCCCCCCGGCCAUAGAGCUGCGCCACCCGGCAGCCGGCGGGCGCCGAGGGCGGCCAUGCGGGGAGGCCCUUCCGCUCGCGGCCGCCCCGCGCCCCGCUCCGGCUCCGGCCCACCCGCCGCUCCCCGCCGCCACCCCCGGGGCCCCCCCCGGGCCCCCCCCGGGCCCCCCGGCCCCGCCGGCCGCAGCGGGUCCCCCCGUCUGAGCGUGCUGGGACAGCGGCGAUGGACACGGAGGGGGAGCCGUCUGCCCGGGACCCCCAGGACCCCCGGGACGCCGAGCUGCCGGAGGGGACCUCCGCAGCCCACCCCAGCCCGCCGGGCUCCGGCAGCGAAGCGCCAGGCCGCCCGGCAAGGCCGCGACGGAAAGCGCCGGCACGUCGACCGGCCAAAACGCCGGGUCACCCGGGGGGGCUGGGACCGCUGAAGGAGCUGCUGGGGCUGCGGGGGGGUCGCCUGCGCCCCACCAUCUGCAGCGAGUGCGGGAAAGGUUUCAGCCGCAGCUCGGACCUGGCGCGUCACCAGAUCACCCACACCGGGGAGAAGCCCUACACCUGCGGCGCUUGCGGCAAAGGCUUCAGCCAAAACUCCAACCUGGUCACCCACCAACGUAUCCACACCGGCGAGAAGCCCUACGCCUGCGGCGCUUGCGGCAAGCGUUUCAGCGAGAGCUCGGCCCUCAUCCAGCAUCAGCGGACGCACACCGGCGAGAAACCCUACAGUUGUGGCGAGUGCGGGAAACGCUUCAGCGUCAGCUCCAACCUCAUCCGCCACCGCCGCACCCACACCGACGAGAAGCCCUACAUCUGCGGGGAGUGCGGGGACGGCUUUCGCCACAAGUCCCAGCUCCGACGGCAUCAGAAGCUUCACGCCGCACACUUUUGGGGUGCACUGAGCAGUGUCAGGGGUAUGGCCACAUUUGGGGUGCAGCAGGAACACUGGAUGGGCGUUCAGGCACUUCUGGGGUGCACAAGGCCUGCCGGGAGAGGGGUACAGGCACCUUUGGGGUGCAGUGGGCAUCCGGGGGCAUGCAGCCACUUUUGGGGUGCAUUGGGCACCCCAGGAGAGCAACACAGGCAACUUAGGGUGCACUGGGAACCUUGGGGGGGGGGGGGAAGGCAGGCAUUUUGGAGGUGCACAAGGUACCCCGGGAAAGGGGCGCAGGGAGCUUUGGGGUGCACCGGGGGGGGGAUGCAGACACUUUUGGGGUGCACAAGGGACCCCAGGAGGAGGAUACAGGGACCGCUGGGUGCAAAAGGGGUGCAGGGAGCUUUGGGGUGCACCGGGGCGCAUGCAGACACUUUUGGGGUGCACAAGGCACCCCAAGAGGGGGCGAUGGGCACCGCUGCGCGCGAGGAGGGGCGCCCCGAGCACCCCAGGAAAGGGGUACGGGCGCCUUCGGGUGCAGCGGGCAUCCGGGGGGGGGUGGGGGGUGUUUGCGCCGGCGUUUUUGGGGUGCUCCGGGCACCCUGCGGACCCUCCCCCGCCCCCCGAGGGGUCCCUCCGCGAUGCCGCAGGGGUGCCCGCGGCCCGGCCCCCCCGGUCCCCCCCCCAGCCCCCCCGCGGGGGCCGGGCCGCCGGAGCCGCCGCCCCCUCGGGCCGGGCGAGCGGCGGAAGCGGCGGAGGCGGCGGGGCCGGUCUCGGGGGUCGACGCCAGGGCAGAGCCGCGGCGCCGAGUCCGGAGCAGCAGCGGGACCCCCUGACCCCCCCGGGAGCCCAGGACACCGGGGUCCGCCGGCCGCCCCCAUGGAGCAGGAGGAGCCCUGCGUGGUGGAGCUGCACGACUCGGACGAGGGGGACGUGGUCCGGAGGGUCUACAUCGCUGACGACGGUAUCGUGAGCGACUGCGAGGACGAGGUUCUGCCCCACGAGAUCAUCCAGACCGUCAUCCCCCACAGCCCCCUGGCCCCCAAAACCAAAAAACGAGGGGGGCAGCCCAGCUCCGGUGCCACGACAUCGACGGGGGGCUACGGCGAGGAGGAGGAGGGGGAAGGCGUGGGGGGGCGGCACCGGGGCGGCCGCCAGCGUCCCUUUAUCUGCAACGAGUGCGGGAAGAGCUUCAACCACUGGUCGAAGCUGCUGCGGCACCAGCGGACUCACACCGGGGAGCGGCCCAGCACCUGCGGGGAGUGCGGCAAGAGCUUCAGCCAGAACUCGCACCUGGUUCAGCACCGCCGGACGCACACCGGGGAGAAGCCGUAUCGCUGCGGGGACUGCGGCAAGAGCUUCAGCUGGAGCUCCAACCUCAUCCAACACCAGCGCAUCCACACUGGGGAGAAACCCUACACCUGCGGGCAGUGCGGGAAGAGCUUCACCCAGAGCAAGAACCUCAUCAAGCACCAACGCACCCACUCGGGCGCCCGGCCCCAUCGCUGCGGGCAGUGCGGCCGCGGCUUCACCCAGAGCACCAACCUGCUGAAGCAUCAGCGGGUUCACGCCAUCCGCGGGCAACCCUCGCCCUGCCCCGAGUGCGGGCAGAGCUGCCGCGACAGGGCCGAGCUGGAGCGGCACCGGGCGCAAGCCCACGGCCACGAGCCCUACAUCUGCGUGGAGUGCGGGGAGAGCUUCGCCAAGAGCGCCACGCUCAACCGCCACAAGCGCGUCCACAAGCCCCUCUUCGUCCACUGAGAGCUGGGGGGAACGCGAGGGGGGACACACGGAGGGCGCUGCGGGCAGGGGGACGAGGCGACGCCGGGCUGGGGGACGCACGGAGGGC